Messenger RNA from Aspergillus nomiae NRRL 13137, 756 nucleotides. RefSeq lists its product as uncharacterized. Bases 1 to 756 code for a protein of 251 amino acids. The record is from RefSeq and is a predicted model, not a curated record. The transcript has a single exon. Lineage: Eukaryota; Fungi; Ascomycota; Eurotiomycetes; Eurotiales; Aspergillaceae.
AUGGAACUCUAUAUAAUUUACUACGUUGCCGUUUUGCUCCUCUUCGGAUACUGGGUGAUUUUCUACAAUCCAGCCACGAACUCGAUACUCACGGAAGAGCCCUCAAUCGACGACCAGGUCGAAGAGCUAGACGAAAAUUCUUUCUACCACCAUCCAACCUGGACCCAGCGCUGGUCUCACCCGGAUUUCACCUCCGAGGCUAUGACAGCCUGGAUGAACGAAGCUUGGUACAACCACUCAAACCGUCUAUCCAGCAAAUUCUUGCGGUGGAAUUUAUCCUUCGGCUUUCCCUGGGGCUAUAUCAUCUACCGCACUGUGUACACCACCGAGUCUGACGAGUUAUGGCCCCUCGCGAUGGCCAAACUCACGCGCUUUAUAAACGAUGAGAUCGAACAGGAUCUCUGUGAGUUUCCGGACAGCUUCGGCAAUAAUCCGCGCCCUGAAAGACUAGCGCAGGAAUCUUAUAAGAAUGUUGUGAUCUCCGAUAAGCAGCGCUGGAACGGUGCCGGGAUCGAGCAGAUCCGUCAGCAUUUCGCAAACUAUCUUCGUAAGACCAAGCUUGGGUUGGACGGGGGCUGUGGCCGGUUCCGAGCGUGCAUGGUUAUUGAUGAACGGUCGUUAAAGUCGAUUAUUGCCUGUCCUGAGCCGGACAGUGAAGAUCGGUUUACGCGGCCGGAUGGGUUUGUUGGCAUGGUUGAUGGGAUGUAUGACCCUGAGCGAAAGGAUAACCCCCGGUAUUCAGGUUCAUGCGUGUGA